This is a messenger RNA of Girardinichthys multiradiatus, 2394 nucleotides long. Its product is annotated as mitochondrial glycine transporter B-like. Gene Ontology annotation, biological process: glycine import into mitochondrion. The transcript is spliced from 8 exons. Gene Ontology annotation, cellular component: mitochondrial inner membrane; mitochondrion. Bases 408 to 1265 code for a protein of 285 amino acids. NCBI's taxonomy places the organism in Eukaryota, Metazoa, Chordata, Actinopteri, Cyprinodontiformes, Goodeidae. Gene Ontology annotation, molecular function: glycine transmembrane transporter activity. The record is from RefSeq and is a predicted model, not a curated record.
AGUAAAAAAUAAACCAAGUGUCCUUUUUCAUUGCUAAAACCUGUCUUAAUUUAUCAACGCAAUCAGAAUUGUCCAAUAUUUUUCGUCACACAGAAAUGUUUCUUUUUAAACCAACCACGUAGCAGCCUCCUUGGUGAUGGGCGUGGCCUAUUUACAACCUCAACAACAACUUUACUUUUUCCUCCUGUGAGGGUGUUGUGCUGUAGGCGGUAGGAGGCAUUUUAUGCCGAAACUUUAGCCUGCCUGAGUUUUCUGGAGCCCACACUGGGAGAAAAGUCCACUGUUGGAGGAUUUCCAGAUAUUUCAACCAAAAGAAGGGACGGGCUCUCAGUUGUAACCUCUGCUCCUCCGUUUAGGUGUUCUAGACAGCAGAGACGGGGUAAAAAAGGUUUUUAUUUCCAAGCAGUAUGGAACUGUCACUGGUUCACCCAGCUAUCAAAGCCUUCAUGUGUGGCUCCUUCAGUGGGACCUGCUCCACCCUGCUCUUCCAGCCUCUUGACCUGGUCAAGACCCGCCUGCAGACCUUGCAGAGUGGCAUGCAGCCUGGGUCAGGCCGAGUCGGAAUGAUGUCGGUGCUCCUCGGUGUGGUGCGGACAGAGCGGCUGCUGGGCCUGUGGAAGGGUGUUUGCCCGUCUUUUGUCCGAACCAUCCCAGGAGUGGGAAUCUACUUCAGCUGCUAUUACUCCCUGAAGCAGCACUUCUUUCAGGAUAAAAUGCCGGGAGCUGGGCAGGCUGUGAUGCUGGGAGGGGGAGCUCGGACCGUGGCAGGUGUUGCGAUGCUGCCGAUAACUGUCAUCAAGACACGUUUUGAGUGUGGCAGGUACAGCUAUGUCAGUGUGAGUGGGGCCCUGCGCAGUGUGUGUCAGAACGAAGGUCCUGCAGCUCUGUUCUCCGGACUCAUGGCCACUCUUCUCAGAGAUGUUCCUUUCUCUGGGAUCUAUGUCAUGUUUUACAGCCAGACCAAGGCCUCUCUGCCCCAAGAGAUCAGUUCAUCUCCUGCAGCUCCUUUGGCUAACUUCAGCUGCGGGGUUCUGGCUGGUGUUCUGGCCUCUCUGGUCACGCAGCCUGCUGAUGUUGUCAAAACACACGUCCAAGUGCAUCCCCACCUAAGGACAGCAGAGGCCAUCAAAUAUAUCCACUCGGAACAUGGGCUUCAGGGCUUCUUCAGGGGAGCAGUUCCUCGCUGCCUGAGGAGAACCAUGAUGGCCGCCAUGGCCUGGACUUUGUACGAGCAGAUGAUGGCACACAUUGGACUCAAGUCCUGAAGGAAACAUUGAUUAAAAGGGAAGAUAAAAAGCAAGUAUGAAGCGAGCCGAGAAAAGAGCUGCUUCUGUAGAGUCGCUCUUCUGAAGUAGGCAUCAGAGGUUUUCAUUGGCUCUGAAUAUUUCUCUGUCAGCUGAGAAACAGACUGGGGAGCACAGAGAGCAUGCACUAACGUGAUGGUAGAGGUGGCCGACCUGUAUAAAACGUUGCAACAUGCUGGAUUUUUGAGCUAAUGUUGAGAAACCAGACUUGUGCCUUCAAAUAAUAAACAAUGUUUUGUUUUGUUGAUGGACCGUGUUAAAAAGCAGGAGUUGUCACAGGAACUAAUCGACAAAUGAUUUGUUUAAUUUUAGCCCAAAAGUCUUAUUUACCAGAAAUGAAUGCUGAGCUCAUAAAAGAGAUCAAUGAAACAAAACUGAACUCAGGCAGAAAUAUGAACUUCUCAAACCAAUUGACUGAGCAAACAAAACAAUGACCUAACAAAGAAAUAACACAUGAUGGCUGAUAAGACCAUUUCAGCACAAUACCCGAACACAAUAAGAACGACAACAUGGCCGGUUAUUUGUAUUAAUAAAAAACCAAGCAUAAAUGUACAAACCAUAAUGAAUGAAGGUGCAUGAGGGUUACUGAUUUAAAUGUAGUGGGGCAAUCAUAGUGUUGCCUUAGAAAUUGGAAAAAUCUGUUGAGUCCAGCGUCAGCUGGGAAGUAUUGGUACUGGAAUCAUUCACACGUUGGAAAGGGCUUCAGUAGGAAUUCCCAAGUCUGUUUCGAGCCAGAACACUGAGGCUGCAGAGUCCAUUACCCUUAAAGUGGACUAGAAAAUGAAUCAUUUAACUUGCCUGGAAAGACAAUGACUUUUAUUUUUUGUCUUAUUAAUUUCUUUUUGGGGCAAAAUGAGGUGUUUAAUAAGAUAAAUCAUUAUGCAGUGAAAAUGUUGCCUGGACCUUUUCUUUGGGUAAAUGACUGAAUGCAGCAUGACGGCUCAACAUUUGAGCCUUAGCUGUGAACUUGCUUUGUGAAUAUCCAUGGUUGGGUUUCUGACCCAGACUUUGGAUACAUUUGCAACCAUAAAACUGAUCAUAUGUGAUCCUUUCAUUUGUUCUGAAAAAAUAAAUGGCUUUCAUGAACUGA